AUGUGGUGGAAACAGCUGCUGGUGGAGCAUCUUGAUCUGCGCUUCUACAGCCUGAUGAUUCACUGAAACAGCUCUGAGGCUUACGGGGGUUCCUCCUUUUGGACUUGUUCUCGCUGUUUCCCAGCUCCUGCCACUGGAAACGCAAGGAGAAGUGAAAGAGCCACCACCGCUGGACCGAUGGAGAAGAAGAGAGCAUGUUCUCAGCUGUACGGUUCACUGGAGCGCACUGAAUGGAGCAACAAAGCAGAGGAUGACGUGGUGUCCAUGGCCGAUUCCACCAUCACCGCUGACGACAUCGAGGGAGAGCUCUUUAAGAUUGAGCGGAUCAGGGAUGUCCUUGUAAGACGGGAAUCAGAACUCAGAUACAUGAUGGAUGACAUUCAGCUGUGCAAGGAAAUUACUCGCUUAAAGAAGGACCUGCACAAAUUAGUCUCUAUUCCAGAUAAUGAUAAGUCAAAUGAAGACCGGCAGAAAGAAGAAGAACUGCUGCAGCAGAUUCACAAACUGGUUGAGACCAGAGAUUUCCUGGUGGAUGAUGUCGAAUUUGAACGACUCCGGGAAAAAGAAGAAGAUAAAGAAAUGGCAGAUUUCCUUAAGUCCAAAUUCCCAAGAAAGAUGAAGAAGACAGGUGUACCAUCCAGACGGGUUCCCUCCAGGGCACAGCAGUCGUCUUCACCUUUCACCAAGACAGGCCUCACUCUGCUGAAGGAGUGCUGUGGCUUCACCUGCUCCAUCAUGUAGACAGGAGGCAAAAAGGACACCCCACGAAUGGGCUGACACACAGCCCACGAACAAAAAAAAAUGACCAUUCCACAGAGUCAACAAUUCCAGUUUGAACGUCUCAGUCUGUAAAGGACUUUGAAACAUUGACAGAGAAGUACAGUCAUGAUGUGACAGAUGAUACAGUGGUUUCAUCUAGAGUUUAUGUUAAAUCUGAUUUUUUUCUAUCAUCAGCACAGAAAACAAUUUAUUUCCCUGCUUUAGAGAGGGUAGUUGGAAAUGUCUAUUUUGUGACAACUAUCAAACCAGUGAAGUUGCUUGUGUUCAACGCCUACCAGUUUUCUUUUAAAAGACUUAUCUAAACUAUAAUAACUAUCAUUUUCUCAUUAAAAUGUAGCUCUUUGCUGGAGUCAGCAGGCCAGUCUAGAAACUCUGUUGAAACUUUAUAAUUAGCAUUUAAGAGAUAAUACUAAUGAAAGUGACAUUAAUCUGAAGCUCUGACUCCAGAUCCUAAUGGGCAGGACCUUUCGAAAAGUGGGGGCGUGUGAAGAAACCGAGGCAUGUCUCAUCAUGCUCUAAUUUCGUUAGUCGGCUAAUGAAAUUUCACACAUUGUAGUAUUUUUUUCUGUCAGCGAUGAUUCAGAUUUGCACAGUGGAAUCUUUAUUUGCAGAAAAACAGCAUCAAGUCCCUUAAUCAAAAUUUUCUCUAUGGACAUAGUCUUUUAAUUUUAGAUCAAUAUCCUGUAACACAGACCAGGCUAAAACACAAUGGGCCAGAUCCACAAAAGGAUUGCACAGAUUUUGCAGGUUCAAAACCAUUACA
Molecule: messenger RNA, 1543 nt
Organism: Sphaeramia orbicularis (orbiculate cardinalfish)
Lineage: Eukaryota; Metazoa; Chordata; Actinopteri; Kurtiformes; Apogonidae
Gene: pik3r6a
Product: phosphoinositide-3-kinase, regulatory subunit 6a
Exons: 6
Coding region: 178-741 (187 amino acids)
Source: RefSeq, a predicted model, not a curated record